AAAAACGGGGCAGCUUGUUGUCGUGGACUUCACUGCCGCUUCAGACUUUUAUCCUCGUUAAACUAAUCCUCAAGAGAUUUGAUUCAACGGCAAGAGGAGUUGGGAAAAGAGGAAUUUUCUUUCAACGGUAGUUAAGCUUUUACUGUAUGCAAAACCUUUAGAAGAGUCUCGGAGUACAGCGUAACGGACAACUACACGGCGAGUUACUACAUGGGAGCAAAUAUAGGAGGACGGAGCGCAGAUUUUCCAGCUCAGAUCAACGGCGCUGGAAUAUAAACAUGGAUGACGGGCAGCAAUGAUGGCUUUAAGGAAUUGAGGCCGACUCGCUUUCUCUUUGUUUUUCUUUGUUAAAGGCGGAUGAUUUUACAUCUGCGUUUAUGUUAUUGCAGCUUUUGAGACGUGACGUGCCAUUGGCUGAUCAUUUUGGGGAGGAAAUUGUGAGCAUGGCUCCUGGCUUGCUCGCCACAAUGGCUCCUGAUGGGCCCAACAUCUCCUGGCUCCCAGACGCCCCUCUGCUCACGCCAGAGCAGCCUAUAUUCCUGAUGACGACCACAGCCCAGGCAGUGUCAGGCUUUUUUGUGUGGACGGCACUUCUACUCACCUGCCACCAGAUCUACAUGCAUUUGCGUUAUUACAGCUCUCCUAAGGAACAGAGGCAUAUAGUGCGAAUCCUUUUCAUCGUACCAAUCUAUGCCUUUGACUCUUGGCUCAGCCUUCUCUUCUUUACCAAUGACCAGUACUAUGUGUACUUCGACACAGUCAGGGAUUGCUAUGAGGCGUUUGUGAUCUACAACUUCUUGAGCCUUUGUUAUGAAUACCUUGGAGGAGAGAGUGCUAUAAUGGCCGAAAUCAGAGGAAAACCCAUCGAGUCCAGCUGUAUAUACGGUACAUGUUGUCUUUGGGGCAAGACUUACUCUAUUGGCUUCCUGAGAUUCUGCAAACAGGCCACUUUACAGUUCUGUGUGGUAAAACCCCUGAUGGCCAUAAUUACAGUCAUCCUGCAGGCUUUUGGCAAAUAUCGUGAUGGAGACUUCAAUGUUGCCAGCGGUUACCUCUAUGUGACCAUCAUUUACAACAUCUCCGUCAGCUUGUCGCUCUACGCUCUCUUCCUGUUCUACUUCUCCACUCGAGACCUGCUCAGCCCCUACAGGCCCAUGCUCAAGUUCUUCAUGGUCAAAUCCGUCAUCUUUCUCUCCUUCUGGCAAGGCAUGCUUCUUGCCAUCCUGGAGAAGUGUGGAGCGAUUCCUCAGAUCAGCUCUCCUGAGGUGUCUGUCGGCGAGGGAACUGUUGCAGCAGGCUACCAGAACUUCAUCAUUUGCAUUGAAAUGUUCUUCGCUGCUUUGGCUCUGCGACAUGCGUUUACAUACACAGUCUACAUGGACAAACGCCUGGAUUCCCUUGGCCCUGUUCCUACGUAUGGAGAGUACGGUCGCUGUGCCCCCAUGAAGAGCAUUUCCAGCAGCUUGAAGGAGACCAUGAACCCUGGAGACAUGGUUCAAGAUGCCAUCCACAAUUUCUCUCCAGCUUACCAACAGUACACCCAACAGUCCACGCUGGAGCAGGGGGUCACCGCACCACCCUUGUCCCGCAACCACAGCUGUCUGAACGCCCGCGACAAUGAGAAAACCCUGCUGCUCAGCUCCGACGAUGAGUUUUAACUGAGUAAAGGUACUCCACAAGGGACCCUCUACUGCUGCCGUAGGUCACGUUAACAUAGAAACAGGUUAUUAAAGGACCAUUGUAGCUACAUUUUAGAGCAAUAUAGUAUAAAAUAAAGCUGCUUAUACUUGCUUAGUUGUAAACAUGGACUUUAAUGAUGCGCUUUUUGCAAUAAUGUUGUUUAUACAAAGACAUCAAUAAUACAUACGUUUGAACUUUAAGCCAAUCUCACAUGGUCUGAAUCUUCAGCGUUUGAAUUCAUGUAUUUUUUUACGCUUCUAGUUUUACAUUUAGUGGAUGUGUUUGGACAUCCUGGGAUAUUUAUAAAUAGCAGUGUAUUGGAGGGCCCCGUUUUUGGGGAAUGUUUUUCCGUUUCAGAUUUACAAGUUCAAGUGCACCUUUGCUUGUGUUUGGACAGUGUUUAUAGCUUCCCCCAGUGAUUUAAAGGGCGGGUUUGGUUUUGAAUGAGAGAGUGCAGUGACGACAGAGCGAGUACCAGCUGUUUAAACACACACUUUGUUGUUUUGACGGAUGAAUCCAGGGACAGGGAGAGCUUGAUGGUCUACGAUAAGAUUGGAGAUUAACGCAGUCUGGAUUAGAAGGCUGCAGUUGGAGCAUUACUGGUCUGGUGGAGAUUAGUUUAAGCUCUGGUGAUAGUGUGAUCUUCCUGGACCACUGCAGACAAAAAAAAUCAUCUAUCUAGGUUAGCUGAGCAGUUUAAAAAUAAUAUUGAGGUUAUGGUUUUUUUUAGUGCAUGCUAGAUUUCCAUAUAAAAGCCAUUUCAGUCUGGAUGCUGUUUGGUUUUUUUUGUCUGAUGAAAAGAUUAAAUUUGUUUCAUUUGAACAUUUCAAAGCCGCAAAAAUGAUUUAUUCAAUAAUGAUGUUGAAUGAUAAUUUAUUCAACUCUGUCAUCACCUAUUGGAUUGGUUUUGCCCAAUAAUAAAAAUAUGCUUUUAAUUGAGUCAUUGUCAGGCCAUCCAAUAUUUCAGUGGUUUUUUUUUUUUUUUUCAGUGGCACACAGGAGAAAAGGAAGAGUUUAGAUGGUGAUUCAUCAAAUGCAAGUCAAAGCCGUGCUGACACUUUAAAAGUAAAGAAAAAAAACAUUUAUAAGUAAAACUAAAUGUAGUGAUGCCUCAUGGUCAUGUGUUGAGGUUUUCUGAAGUGAAACAAUCAUUCUGUGCAAGAAAAUACAUUAUUUACUUUAUUAUUAUUUAACUCCUAGGCAAACAAACCUCAUUAUGUUGCGCAAACUAAAUGUUUUACUGCUUAAUACUUGAGUAUAUCAUCAGAAGCCAAUAUGAUUCAUUUUGUUUUGCCUUUAAAUGUCUCUUUUUUUGUGUGUGUCAGUAGCCAUUAAAAUUUGAUUUAUAUCCGCAUGGUAUCAUGUUAAAUUUACUUAGGAAAAGUUUAUCUACAUCUUAAUGGCCUGAAGUUGAGUAAAUAAACAGUGUAUUUUCAUUUCCAGGUGACCCGUCUCUUGAAGACGAUGACAGAAUUUUAUUUUGUAACAUAUUAUUUAAUUUUCAAGGAAACUAUUCCUUCAUUGUUUCCAGAUAGGCCACAAGAGGGAGUCAUAUCUCACCUUUCACAUCUUUAUCUUUAUGAGACACGCCUGUUAUCACUGAACUUUAGAGAGCCACACCAAAGUCUCUCCCAUUCUUCAAAAGAAUCCGCCAUUGCGCUUUACGUCUUCAGAAAGCACUAGGCCCUUGAUGACCAAGCUUGAAGUGGUUGUGAUUGGUUUGAUAGCAUCUUUGGAGUUACUGAUUAACUGUCCUACACUUUUAUUGGUACAAUAGCGGCCAGUAUAAACACACUGCAGCUGGAACCAAGUAUGAGUAUGAGUGGUACCUGCUUCUAGUUCUUACGUGAGUGUUUUUGCCGUGUAUGAGGAGAUGAUCUCAUUCAAUAAUAUAGAUGUAAACUUGCACUAAGCAGUUUUGCUUAUUUAGAGGAAAUACUUAAUAUUUUGGCAAGCUAUUUCUAUACUGUUGCACCGUAUGUUAUUAAGAGAGUGGUUUCAUAACAUAGGAAGUGCUGUUUCUAUUUGACAAGAAUAUAUAUUUUGUGGAAACAAACACUAUGACUUUAUUUGUAUGUGUCUUGCUGUUUUAAACAGAGCGUUGUGUAUUAUUAUGUCAAAGAUUUCCCCCCUCUGACUUAGGAAACAAUAAAGAAGUUUUGGUCUG
Molecule: messenger RNA, 3847 nt
Organism: Danio rerio (zebrafish)
Lineage: Eukaryota; Metazoa; Chordata; Actinopteri; Cypriniformes; Danionidae
Source: RefSeq, a predicted model, not a curated record